CUCGAUUGCCAUUUCGUUCCCAUCGGGGAAGCAAAAGAACAUUAUGCCGGAUCCUUGGGAAGAAGCGCGGCAUCCGCAAGAAGCCAAGGAGCAUUUUCUACGCUACCUGCGCAACGAAGCGCUUCAACUAAAUUUCUAUCGGGCUCACAUGCUGUACUUCGUUACCUGCAUUGCCAUUGCAUCCAUCAUAGUGUACGGGGAAGGCCUUGCCAACGAUCCGGGAUCGCAAAAUGGCACUAGGCUGCGCUACAUUGAUGCGCUUUUCCUCUGUUGCAGUGCCAUGACCACGACGGGUCUCAAUUCGGUGAACUUAGGCACCUUGACUGGUUUCCAGCAGGCUGUGCUCUGCGUUCUCCUCCUUAUCGGAAACGUUGUUUUCGUCUCGACAUUCAUUGUUCUGGUCCGCCGAUACUACUUCCGGAAGAAGCUAGCAGAUAUCGUUCAACACUCUGCGGCGGGUCGCAAAGCAUUGCAGAACCUGGAGGAUGAGGAAUGCGCCCCGCAUGAUAGCAACAGUGGUCUCAGGCAUAGAAGGGUAGGAGAGGGGGGCAGAUUGCGCAAUGGCAAGCAAAAAGGAAGAGCGAGGUCAUCAAGGGAGGGAAAAACGAAGAUGGUAACGGGGCGUAGCUACUACCAUCAGACCGGUUUCGGAUUCUUCCCGGCGCCGUGGGAGACAAAAACCGCUCGCGAAUUCUUCGAACGGGUUUUCGGCCGCAUUACUUCGCCGCUACGGCCAGAGGAGCAUCAAUACCUAUCGUUUCGGCCGCAACUCGAUCCGAGGGGCCGCAUACGCGGUCUCAGCGAGCACCAGCGCCUUGAGCUGGGAGGCGUCGAGUACCGAGCGUUACAAGCACUGCUUUUCCUCCUCAUAAGCUACCAGGUCUUCUGGCUAUCCAUUGGCACUUUAUUCCUGGUACCGUACGCAUACCGAUCGGGUGUGAAGAGCAUACUCCGCACGUCGCAACCCGGCAACCUGAAUCCCGGUUGGUGGGCCUUCUUCUCCGCCGUGACUGAGUUUGCCAACGGCGGGUUGAAUGUGCUCAACUCCAACUAUAUUCCCUUCCAAGCUGACUACUUCGUGCUAAUCGUCUCCGGAGCUCUUUCGUUGGCUGGGCAGACGCAGUUUCCCAUCUUUCUCCGGUUGAUUAUAUGGGCGCUGGAAAAGAUCUACCCCGUCCGAUCUAGCUUUAGGCACACUCUAGCCUUUCUACUGCAUCACCCGCGCCGAUGCUUUAUCUACCUGUUCCCGAGCAAGGAGACCUGGUAUCUAUUGGCCAUACAGCUCACCAUUGACAUGACUGCAUGGAUAUUGUUCGAAGUUCUCAAUUUGGGGAUGCCACAAGUGAUGGCUAUUCCAACAGGGACAAGGGUUAUCGAUGGCCUCUUCCAAGCGACAGGGCUAAGAACCAGCGGUGCCUACAUCAUCAACGUGAGCUCCUUAGCGCCAGCACUUCUCGUCGCAUACCUCGUUAUGAUGUACAUCUCCAGCUUCCCUAUUGUCAUGGCCCUUCGGAAGACAAACACUUACGAGGAACGCUCCAUCGGAUUGGAUCAGAGCAACGCCGGUGGCGGUCUCGCGCAGCAUCUGCGGCGGCAGUUAGCCUACGACAUCUGGUUCCAGAUGCUCGCUUGGUUCCUCAUCUGCAUCGUGGAGCGCGGCAAACUCAACUCGGCACAGCCUGGCUUCUCCAUAUUCUCGAUCCUGUUUGAGGUAACUUCCGCCUACGGCACUGUCGGCUUGAGCACGGGCGUUCCAUACGACAACUACAGCUUGAGCGGCGCGUUUCAAACGACGAGCAAGGUCAUAAUGCUUUUUGUCAUGGUUAGAGGCCGCCAUCGUGGACUUCCCCUUGCGAUUGAUCGGAGCAUACUGCUACCUGGGGAAGAGCUCAUGCAUAGGAUGGACAGGGAGUAUAACGAAAAGGGCUGUCUUGAUCCCGGUGAGGAAGAAGAGCUGGAAGAGGAUAUUAAGCAGAGUGGACAGGAGGGCGUUGGGCCAGGCAAUGGGACUGAGGAGCAGGACCCUAAGGAGGAAAGAUCAGAGGAGGGAGUUAACGGGAAAGGUGGAGACGAAAGUGGACGUGGACAGUUGAGCAUAACGUAGACGCAUCUCCUAGGAUACUCGACUAUACAUACAUUGGG
Molecule: messenger RNA, 2142 nt
Organism: Trematosphaeria pertusa
Lineage: Eukaryota; Fungi; Ascomycota; Dothideomycetes; Pleosporales; Trematosphaeriaceae
Product: TrkH-domain-containing protein
Exons: 2
Coding region: 44-2104 (686 amino acids)
Biological process (GO): potassium ion import across plasma membrane; intracellular potassium ion homeostasis
Cellular component (GO): plasma membrane
Molecular function (GO): high-affinity potassium ion transmembrane transporter activity
Source: RefSeq, a predicted model, not a curated record